Messenger RNA from Hylaeus volcanicus, 729 nucleotides. RefSeq lists its product as uncharacterized. The coding region runs from base 1 to 561 and encodes 186 amino acids. The transcript has 4 exons. Lineage: Eukaryota; Metazoa; Arthropoda; Insecta; Hymenoptera; Colletidae. The record is from RefSeq and is a predicted model, not a curated record.
AUGCUGGCGGUGAGUCCGUUGUUCCUCGUUCUGGCAAUCAAACUCUUCUGUCCAUCCGAUGCGAUAACCCCCACGAAAUCGACGAAUGACACCGUGGGACGGUCCAAACGUGAUUUCGAGACGAAGUACCUGGUCUUUCCGCAAGGAAGCAACGUUCAACUGGUGUACUGUUUGACCAUGAACACUUAUGCGAAGCCAUCCGGAGACUACACGAUUGGAAUCACCGCUGGCCAAGCUUGGGAGUUGCCUAGCAAGAGCAUGUUCUCAAAAUACAAAGACUAUAAUCGUAGAAGCAGAAGAGAACUGUAUAGCAAGAUAGAGCUGUUGCUGGGAACUCAGGGCAAGGACGGAAGGGGCUGCGUACUCAAGGCAAUCUGCACGGCGGCCGCCAGAAGUCGAACGGAGAUUGGCAGAGCCACCUUCUUCGAGGAAAUUCUCCACGUCGUGUUCGCAUUGCCUGGCAAUUUCGACGACACGGAUACCGUGACCGAGUACGAGAGAGCUUACUUCCAGCAAGAGAAGUGCGACGAAAUGGAAGACAGGUGUCCAGACGUCUUCUAGGAGAUAGGGUCCUUAUUCUUAAUUUUCCAAAUGAACAAUAAGAAUCACAGUGUGCAGCGAAAACCUUUCGAAAACUCGAAUGAGGGUGAACAUUUGUCUAUUAUUCCCUAGGGAGAUGUUUCUGGGUCCUUGUGAAAAUAUACGUGAAAGAUAACUAAAAUAAAAUAU